Puma concolor (puma) is the source of this 2144-nucleotide messenger RNA. The record is from RefSeq and is a predicted model, not a curated record. Lineage: Eukaryota; Metazoa; Chordata; Mammalia; Carnivora; Felidae.
UGAGUGGUUGGGACUUAGGGAGGGUGGACAGAGAUAAGUGAGAGAGGUCUGCAGGAUGGGAUCAUGUCAUGCCUUAAGGACGAGGUAAGCUCUCUGGACCUCAGCUGGCCUCAUGGUGAGUUCAAGGCCCUAAUCCAGUAGUCCAACGGAGUUCACGCCACCCUGAGCCUGGAAAGAUGGUGUCACAGUCUAUGGGCCGGCAGGAUUCUCCUGUGCACCCUUGGGAAGGGGUCAGCAGUGACCCUGGUGAUGUUGAGGAUUCGCCCAGUCUCCUGGACACUGACCAGCCUCCUUGCAAAUCAGACGUCAGGUUCAUGAGGCACAGAGCUGCCUGGAUUAACCCCCAGUGUGCGCAGCAGCAGCUACAGGAUUUGCCCCCUCAGGUGCCGACAGCGGGGAACGGUGGGAACCACUUUGGAAGGGAUACCGCCUGUUCCCUGGGCCCUUCACCGUCGUCCCUUGGGGACUCCAUGGUGGAGACAUCGCUGUCCAAGGAUACUGCAGACUCUGCCUGGGGCUCCGGUGACAAGAGCAGCAACUUCUCUUUUACCUCCAAGGGAGAGCAGGCAGUGCUCCCAGGAAAGUCUCCUCAGAUGUCUGUGUUCACAAGCUCCAAGGCUGCCUCCUCGUGUCCGGAAGCUGACAGCGCUUUUUUGAAGCCUUCCCAUCUGACAGCUUCCGCUGAUGAAGGUGCUGUUCCAGUCGGUAGAAGAACCACUUCUUUGAAUUCCUUCUCCCCAGAUGCAUUCUUGCUCCCUGUCGAUGUAGAAAAGGUGAACACAUUUUUUUGCUGUGCUGUGUUACAGGGCAGCCCCGUGGCUGGGACCCCCACUUACUGUGAUGUGCUCAAAGAAGCCUGUAAAUGUGACUUCGAUGACUUUGUUGUCGUAGAAGUUGGUGAGUUUAACAAUAUCACAGAAACCUGUGGAUGCCCCUGCAACUCCUCUAAGAGUGUCACUUAUGAGCCAAACUUCAAUUCUGCUGAGCGAAUAGCCAAAGAGUUGUACCGAGUAUUCCGGAAGUGCUGGGUGUUGUCAGAAGUUAAUCAUCAGCUGGCAGGUUCUCCGAAUGCAGCUGGCUCGAUCGUUGUGAAUGAAGAGCGUGUCCGAAAAGACUUUGAAUCCAGCGUGGAUGUAGUUCAGGAAAUUAAACUUAAGUCGAGGAUCAGAGGGGCUGAAGACUGGACGCCCCCUAGAUUUCAAAUCAUAUUCAGUGUUCACCCACCACUCAAGAGGGAUCUCGUGGUAGCAGCCCAGAAUUUUUUAUGUGCUGGCUGUGGAACUCCAAUAGAACCUAAGUUUGUGAAGCGGCUGCGGUACUGCGAAUACCUGGGGAAGUACUUCUGUGACUGCUGUCACUCCUACGCGGAGACCUGCAUCCCUGCCCGGAUCCUCACCUUGUGGGACUUCAGGAAGUACUACGUCAGCAAUUUCUCCAAACGGCUGCUGGACGGCCUAUGGCACCAGCCGGUUUUCAAUUUGCUGAGCGUUGGCCACAGCCUGUAUGCCAAGGCCAAGGAACUAGACAGAGUGAGGGAAACCCGGGAGCAACUUUUUCAUAUCAAGAAGCUGUUGAGGACCUGCAGGUUUGCUGAAAGCUGUGUCAAGGAAAGGGCUUCAUUUGUGAAUUUUGUCAGAGUGCCGCGGUCAUCUUCCCAUUUCAGACCGAAACGUGUAGAAGAUGUUCAGGGUGUAGAGCCUGCUUUCACAAGCGGUGUUUCCAGUCGUCUGGGUGCCCCCGGUGUGCGAGGAUCACAGCUAGGAGAAGACUUUUGGAAAGUUUACCCUCUGCGGCAUCAUGAUGCCCCGAGCAUUGUGAAAAAGACUCUUCAAUAUGCCUCGUAACACCAAUUUGUGUCUAUUAUUGAUAAUGUUGUUUUAGAUUUUGAGUAUUGUAUAUUAAGAAGGGCCGAUAUUACAUAUAUUUAAUGUUUUCAAAAGAAUGCAGAUUGUUUGUUAUUAAGCAUUAACUUGUUACUGGUGGUUUUGUUUACACACGUUCAAUGUUUUUGCUGCUACUGUUUUUUUUAAAGAGUUUUUCGGAUACUUCCUAAAUUGUAUUCGAGUGGUUGUGUAUACCUAAUAUAGGAUCCUAUUUUUUUUUUAUGAAUUAUCACUGACAAGACAGAUGACUCCGUUCCUCUU